GAGGGCGCGGGCUGGCGGCCGCUGUACGUGCAGCGCGGCGCGGAGGCGCGGGCUGGUGGCGCGCGCAGACGCUGGAGUUCCACUCGCGCGCGGGGCGGGUGGGGCGGGGUGGGGCGCGGGGCGGGCUGCGGGGCGCGGUGUGCGCGUGGCGCGGGUGCGGCUGUCGGCGUCGUGCGCCGCCAUCGACGUGGCGCUGCCGCCCUGCGUGCUGCUGCUGCCGCGCCACCCCGACCUCUCCGACUCCGACGACUGAACGCAUUCCGCUACGUUAUAUUAUAUACUAACAUAUUAAGUCUAAACAAUAAAUGUAUCAGAUCACUUUCUCUUCCGUUUUAUUAUACCCAGGGACUUGACUCUGCUAAUGUUACUUAGCGACAUACGAUUGAUGUCCAACUAAGAUUCAAUUACGAUUGAAGCAUAUGAUAGCAUUCCGCAAUUUGUUGUUGGAAAUAAACAUUUUUAUCCUUUUCUGUGAUUCAAUAAUGAAUCAUGUUGUUUGGCGUCUCUAAAUGAUUUACGAGUCCAAUACGGUUCUAGAGCAGCUAGAGCAACCCUGUAAAGCAAUGGCAGAUCAAUGAAAUGUCAUUCGAAAACGAUUGGUCUCAUAUUAGUAGCAGAAUUACCGCUAAGAAUAUAACUGCCAUUGAGAUUCAAUAGGUAGAUAUCCAAUGGUUGGGGCGGGAAUGAAACAAGUGCGCUAAGUGUCCUACAGGCGGCUGUCUCCGCCUGCAGCGAGCCCGGCACCCGACGCCGGCCACCGGAGCACAGCGCAGCCUCCUGCUGACUACUCACCAGGGGACUGGUCAUGUUCCUCGCUCUCUUCUGGCUUACCUAACUAAUGACGGGAAUUUCGUUUUCUGCGAUUGUAAUGAGACGUACAGCUUAUGUGGCACGGGGCUAAUAGCUCAUGUGACGACUUCACUUUGACCUACAGAUCUUGUUAGCAGUACAAUACGCAGUAGUGGCACGAGAGCGCGGCUCGUGUGUACACAAAGUGGCGCGCGGGCGCCGCUCGCCGCCAGUCCGCGCCCGGCCGCCGCGCUCCGCACGUGUCCGUCGCGCUGUCGCACAUUAACGGCACACCUGUCGCGCGCCGCUGACGGGCCUUAGUUUAUGCUUCGCAUCAUUACAUGUCAUUCAUAACCUCGCGGUGACUAGCUGAGCUAACAUUGUACUAUAGGCUACUACUAUAUUAAGUACAUACCUGUACGUAAGUACCAACACAGACUAGCGAGUACAAAUGACUAGUGUACUUACAUGACGAGUAUGUCACGUUACAAUUCGUGGUUUACCCGAGUGCCCAACUGUACACCAUAUUUUGCAAAGUUUUUCUCAUAACGACUAAACUUCGUUUGUAAGCCGCGGUUCGAAGAACCCGUAUAACAGGUAACAAAAUCGAACAAGAGAAAUAUCCGUAUAAAUACUUGAAAGAAAUUGUAUUUAUAAAAUGAAGCACAGGUUAGGCUCAUAUGUGCACGCUAUGUAGAGUGACGCAGUGACAGUGACGUGUGAUGCCAUGAGGAAGUUCAUGCGCACGCGCGCGGCCGACGCGCCCCCCUCGCCGCCCCCCUCGCCGCCGCGCGCCCCCUCCCGCGCCCCGCACCGCCCGCCGCGCGCCAACGGACACGCCGGCGGCGUGACGCCACGCGGCUACGCGGCGUCGUGCGCCGAGCCGCCGAGCUCCUCGCUGUCCGGGGCGCCGCUGUUCGAGGACGCAGAGUUCUGCGGCGCGCGCGCGCUCGGCGACGCGAGCCUGGCGCGCCGCGUGCACUGGCCGCGCCCGCGUGCGUACCGCAUGCAGCCUCACCACCACAACACUAACAACUUCACCUAAUCCAUUGCUGUUUCACCCACUGUAACCUGGUGCAAUGUACGACGUAAUACUUAUGUCCAUCGGCGAAACGAAUCAUUUCUUGUUUCUAGGCAUUGGACAUAAGUCAAAUGCAAUGAUAGCUAAAUCCUCGUUCCGUGUAAUCUGCACACAGCAGCGCCUACUGCACAGUGAGCGCGGCUGAGCGGUUCGCGACGCACAACGGGACCCGCUUCCGGCGCGUGCUGCGUGCGCCGAUGUGACUCACUUCCUACAUACUAACUACUAUUGCGAUAUCAGUGCACGACAUAUACGAUCCCAAACAUUAUCCACCCGAGCGCGAGGCUCGGCGUGCGCGGACGGCGCGAGGCUCGGCGCGUCGCAACAAAGACAUCAACGCGCGCGCCUCUGUGCGGACAGUUAGCUAGUGUGCCGCUACGUGUACGCAGGAGCUGUGUGCGGCGCCGCGCUUCCGCGGGGACGGCGCGGCCGGCGAGGAGGCGGCGCGCUGGACGGCGCCGGCGGGCGC
This is a messenger RNA of Helicoverpa armigera (cotton bollworm), 2339 nucleotides long. RefSeq lists its product as uncharacterized. The transcript has 4 exons. The record is from RefSeq and is a predicted model, not a curated record. Bases 1517 to 1834 code for a protein of 105 amino acids. NCBI's taxonomy places the organism in Eukaryota, Metazoa, Arthropoda, Insecta, Lepidoptera, Noctuidae.